This is a messenger RNA of Magallana angulata, 2073 nucleotides long. RefSeq names its product plancitoxin-1-like. Gene Ontology annotation, biological process: apoptotic DNA fragmentation. The coding region runs from base 520 to 1614 and encodes 364 amino acids. The transcript has 8 exons. Gene Ontology annotation, molecular function: deoxyribonuclease II activity. NCBI's taxonomy places the organism in Eukaryota, Metazoa, Mollusca, Bivalvia, Ostreida, Ostreidae. The record is from RefSeq and is a predicted model, not a curated record.
CAGAUACUUCUGAUCAGCAUUAUUUAAGACACAUACUCUCGCUUCAAUGCUUAAGUGACCUUGUUUUUGAAGAUUUUCCUGUAAAAUCCACAUCACUAUUUCUAUUACCCUAAAAUUUUAUAUUUGUUUCAUCUAACACGUUGAAAUGAUUAUAUUUGCUCGGCAAUCCAAGAGAAUGUAUAAACUAUUUCAACUCAUUGGAUAAAGCAAAAAUAAAAUUACACAAUAUAGAUAUUCCCUAUAUCUCGCUAUGUUUUAUUCACCCAUCAAACCACGCAUACCCCCAUUCAUCCCUCAAUCUAACCCUCAAUCAAUUCAUUUAUCCAUUCAUUCAUUAAUCAGUUUAUCUUUUAUGUAGCGGAUUGAAAGAGAAUCAUAUAUUUUGAAGAUAUGUUGCUAUUAAGUAUUUAUCAUUCUUGCUCAGAAUUUAUUUUUAAUAAAUAAUAAUCAAAUAUAAAUGCUAAUUAUUACAAUUGUGUGUGCCACCAGUGCAUACAAAUUGAAAACCUUAUUUGUUUCAUGUGCACGGGAAUCAAAAGUUGCGCCUGUCGUUAUACAAGUACUCUCGAUAUAGUUUCUUUGCCAACAAUAGCAGCCCAUAUAAUCGGGGAAGUAUAUUAUAGUAGUUUUGUAAUGAUACUUUCAAUAGCCUUUGCAUAUUGUAGUAAGAUGACACGUCUUGCAAAGUUGAUAGUGUUUCUUGGUUGUUUAAGAUACAUACAAGGAUCAGCAUCGUGCAAGUCUUCGGAUGGAAAAGAAGUUGACUGGUUCAUCAUCUACAAAGUACCAAAGUUAACAAGUCCUAAUAAAACAAGCGGAACCGAGUUUUUCUACAUGGAUACUGCUUCGCCAUCGUUUUCCUUCUCACAAAAAGAUAUCACAAAAAGUAUCGAAAACCCUUUAUAUGAGACGCUGAAGGCACUAUACGAUCAGUCUCCAGAUAUCGUAACUUAUGCAAUGUAUAAUGACCAACCACCACCCACAGUUAAAGCUGCAGAUGGUAGACACGCCCACUCUAAAGGUGUUUUGGCGUUUGACAAUACUAAGGGAUUUUGGAUUGUCUCAAGUGUACCGAAGUUUCCAUCUCCCGUUGCGAAAGGUUUCAUGUUUUCGGAUUCGCAAACAAAAUUUGGACAAAGUAUACUCUGUGUCACUGUUGCAAAAACAGUUGAGAAUAUUUUGAAAACCGUAUUCGGAACGACAAAUCCUUAUAUUUAUGACAAGAAAAACUUUGAUAUAAAAAUCAGUAACCCAAUGAAUUCCGUACACAUUCCAAUCAAAACUUUUGGAAAUGUUCAAUUGGAAAUACUUGCUAAGUCAGCUUCGUUUGGACAAGAUAUUUAUGACAAAUUGAUUUCUCCGAAGUUGGCAGACCAUUUAUUGGUUCGAACAUGGAGACCUAAGCUUUUAGACACUGCUAUGGUAUCAAACGUCAUCAAUGCUUGUUUUCCCAAUAAAAUUGCGUUCAACCAUGGGAUAGAUCACUCUAAGUGGGCGGUAACUGAAAACAAACAUUUGAUUUGUAUCGGUGAUAUAAAUAGACAGGAAACUCAAGCAAAGAGAGGCGGAUUGUCACUUUGUCUGACGAAUGCAGGCGCGUCAAAAGAAUUUUGAGAACUUUCCAAUCGAUGUGCAGCCAACAAUAAAAAUGCACCACCCAGGGGAAUCUGUCCAAACCCAAAGAGGGCAAAAAUUUCACCAUAAAACGCUUUGACUUUUAUUCAUCCAACGGAAUAAUCAAUUCUUGGUGUGAAAACUACAUGUAUUUUUAAUUAGUUUCAAUUAAACAAAUGAAUCUAACCACGUAUUGACUUUUAUAAAAAUGUUGAACAGUUAACAUGUCUGCUUAGUAUAAUGAAUAAUUUUUUCAGUUUAUAUUAAAUCAACAGAAAAUAUACGAGGUAAAUUUUCCAGAAAUCUUUUACAUAAAGAAAUACAAGACAGAUAAUAAAAACAAAUAUUCCUUUUAAACUAACGAUCGGAAUGGAAUAUCAUUGGUAAGCUCUGUUUAUGUAAUAUAAAAGCAUUACGCCACAUUCAAUAAACUAUAUAUAACACUGUUUUGCUGAUUUU